Eupeodes corollae is the source of this 2078-nucleotide messenger RNA. RefSeq names its product glomulin. The transcript has a single exon. Lineage: Eukaryota; Metazoa; Arthropoda; Insecta; Diptera; Syrphidae. Gene Ontology annotation, molecular function: ubiquitin-protein transferase inhibitor activity. Bases 204 to 2003 code for a protein of 599 amino acids. Gene Ontology annotation, cellular component: cytoplasm. The record is from RefSeq and is a predicted model, not a curated record.
ACAGCUGACAGCCAAUUUGGUGCGCCGGUAUGUGUUUGUGUGUCAUCUCUUGCUCUUCGUCUUCAUUAAUUUUAGAAAUCUCAAGGAGAAAAGUCGAUUUAUUUGUGCUUUUUAUCCAAAUUCAUUCACAAAUCACUAUUAUCAUACAAAACUCAUUCCAUCCAGUGAUAUAAUCGUUCCUAAUCGAGUGAAUCAUCCAAAAAAUGGCCGCAAAAGGUGAAAAACUUUUGGAAAAUGUGAAAAAAUGUUUACAAAACAAAGAGUACGACAAAGUUCUUGGUCUAUUUCAUUCGGAGCAAGUGGAGAACCUUGAAACACUCAAACUUAUCACUGCAGACUUAUUGGAAAUCCUUUUGGUGCAUCUCAACGAUGAGAACUACAAGAAUAACCUUGAGUUGUAUACUUGUUGUGAGGAGGUUAUGAAGUUGGCGGCAACGCACUCCCAAGCCGAGGAAGUGCUCUUCGAGUUGCUGCAGAUUGUCGAGGAGAGUCCGUCGGAGAAUGUCUUCACUACGGCUUUGAAAUGUCUGCAGAUCUGUCUGCUUCGUUUGAAGUCGGACAAAUCUCGGGCGCUUGAAUGGACACUGAACUCGAUCGUGAACCGAAUCACUGAGUUGAAGCUUCCCAGCUACGUAGUGAGUGGUUAUAAUCAACGUCAGGAACAGCUCCUCGAACAGGAUGACGAUGUCUUGAAAGUCUUGGCUAACUAUAUCACCCUGGCUCUAUUCUAUGAGCCUCUGCUUGAGGAUGUUCUAAAAGAUAAAGACGACGAAUCGAAGACGAUUAACCGCAGGAACGUUCUGUGCUGCUUUUUCUUGCAGCUCCUGGGUAAACCUUUGUGUUAUCUGGACCUGGCUAAGAAUGAAAAGCUGACCAACACCUACACAAUGCAGUGUGCAGCGUCUUUGGUCAAAGCGGCCACCAGAAUUCUCGACGAUCCCUUUUAUCUGCUGAGCUUGGUGGAGGAGAAGGCCAAGAACAAGUCCCAUCCGCCAGAAGAGUUCGAUGACUUGACAUCCACGGAGAAUAUCUUCAAAAUGGAGGAAAAGUUGCCUAUUGAGUCAAUGGGAAUAUUCUACUAUCUGCUUAUUGUUGAGGAGAUUGGAUUCGAAUCCGCUCCCAAGAUAUACUGCCCAGUGUACAUCUUCGAAUCGUGUCUGUACUUGGUCACCGAUUUCCUAUCGCGCAAGGCGCCCACUCUUCAGAAGCGGGGACUUCUCCUUUGCCACAAGACUAUCGAUAAUAUGGGCGAAUUGCAAAUACCCGACAAGAGCCUCUUCGAGCCAAUUCACCAAAACUUCACUCGUGUUCUCUCCCAGAUUAUUGCAUACUCGUCCAUUAAGAGUUCUCGUCAGUCUGCAGUUCAGCUUCUGAAGAAGUAUAUCCUUCGAUUUAGCGAUGAAUCAAAAUGCGUCACCAUCAAAUCUCUCCUGCUGAGUGUGAAGCAUCCCGGACUGCAGGGAUAUCUCGGAACGAUAUACAAGGACCUAGUAGCUGUGAAACUAGCCACCAGCGGUGUAGAGAAACUUCCAGCGUGCUAUUCUGGGGAGGAGUUUUCAGAUUUUAUUCUCAAACAAAUCUGUGUCCUUCAGAAAGGAGUCGAAACGGACCUAAUCGAGAACUCUGAUCGCAUCAUACCGGCUCUAAAUGCAAUUCGAUUCUUUGCCAUAACUGACGAAAAGAACUUGACUGGAUUCUGGGAUGUAAACAAAAAAAUCGAAAAAGAUUUCCUUGAUCCGCUGAGGAUGGCCAUCAAUAUGUCGGUGGCUCAUUACGAGCUGGAAAAGAAUACAGUGAAGAACAACAAAGGCUUGAACGAGGAAUACGAUCGUAUGGCACAAAUGUUGAGCGUUUCUGCUUUGAAUGGCUCAGAUGUUUCUCUCGCUCUGGACCCCGAAAGAAAGGUGGAAGUAUUGGAUCAGGGAUUGACGUCAUUAGAUUUAUUGAAAUGUCUAUUGGCACGCGCUACAGAAUGUGUUGAGAAAAGACACAAGAAGAAAUAAAAAUGAAAAAUCCAAACUAAAAAUCAUGAAAGAAAAUCUCUCUUAAUAAAUUUUAUUAUAUUUUUUUAAAUGCAA